CUAGACUUGAUCUUCGCUGCUUGUGUGAGUAGAGGCAAGAACGACCAUUCUUCUCCGUGCCAACCACUGAAAGUGGCAGCGAACAAUCGCAUCAGUCGCGUCUCCUCUGUGACUUUCUCGUCAGAACUGCACCAGAAUGCUCCGGGAAGAAAAAGUUUAAGCAAGAACAUUACCCUACGACCUGUAGCAAUUGGCUUGGAUGGCUCCAUAGACUCACUCAGGG
Messenger RNA from Amoebophrya sp. A25, 223 nucleotides. The record is from the annotation of a GenBank genome assembly. NCBI's taxonomy places the organism in Eukaryota, Dinophyceae, Syndiniales, Amoebophryaceae.